Molecule: messenger RNA, 1872 nt
Organism: Lentinula edodes (shiitake mushroom)
Lineage: Eukaryota; Fungi; Basidiomycota; Agaricomycetes; Agaricales; Omphalotaceae
Exons: 10
Coding region: 1-1872 (623 amino acids)
Cellular component (GO): Golgi apparatus
Source: RefSeq, a predicted model, not a curated record
AUGCGUGUCAAGCAAAUUUGGGUUUACUUUCCACUGCCAUCGAAGGCAAAGCUGGUGUGGAAUCGCCUCACCUUUUCGAAACUGACGACUGCAUACUUCGUAUUCUCUGUCAUACAUUGUGUAGUCCAGCUUGCGCUUCAAGCCCGAGCGUUCACCAUCAAUGCAACAUCAGCCAAUUUUCUUUUCGACAUUUCGCUGACGGCCCAUGCUUUUAAUAGCAGUGUUCCUUACCUUGCUGGUUCCCGGCUCUUUCUUUGUCCUGAUGUUCCCACUGCUCUCAAUUUUGAUACCGGAAAGUGCAACAUUGUCUGGAAUGGAACUGCAGUCCAUAAUAAUGUCACGACCGCUGACCUUGCCGCGAUCCAAACGAGUAGCAGUUCAUUGGUCGUUUCUUCAUCGUCGACAUCUGUUGCGCCUGCGUCGUUAUCUUCAUCUUCUGCUUCCUCUAUCCCUUCAUUCACAUCUGCUACUCCCAGUAGUACCACCUCAGCCACCCAUGUUGCUAUCGUCAAGACUGUUAGUGUCACUCAGGUAGUGCACGUUACGGAAACUCCCACUAGUCAACCUGCCAGCACGGUUGGAGAAGAUAAGGACGAUGAUUCCGCUCACGUUCAGCACAGGCGACAAAAUCCGAACCUGGAGAUCACGGUUACCCAACAGGCUGAUUCUCUUCCUCCUCAAGUCAAUAUUUCUCUCCCCAACCAACCCAACACUCUGGCUACGUUAAGCUCUAACUGUUCUUGGUCUCUGAAUUAUCCAGUUUCUGUUCUCGACAAUACCAAACGGGAGGAUGUUGUUUUCAUGUCAUUUCAAAUCUGGGUGCUGGGCAUGUCCCUUGUCGCACUACUCAACGAAUCGAUCCCGCACAUAAUUGCGUCGCUCUUGACCCACGCCCUGGCUACAGGAUGGGCGUCCUACCAGAUCGUGAAUACGAGAGGUUUUGAGCGCGACUUUGCUAGGGUCAUCACGCACGGUGCUUGUAGCGGUGUACCUCAACUGUUGGGCGGAUACUGGACAACGCGCCAGGACGCCGAGUACGCCAGUCUUGCGUUGAACGUUGUAGCGCUGCUUGUAUCCAUCAUCCUCAGCUGGAAGCUAUUCAAGACUUUUGGAUGGCAAACCUUCAAGCGAGUCGGUGCAUCCUUGACCAUCAAUCGAAUCUACAAGCUUGUUCUCGUCCUUUCUAUCGUCUUACAAUUAUCUUUCUUCUUCAUGGGGGCAACCGUGGGCUUAUGGAUCGACAGUUUGAUCAAUGGCGUAGGUGCUGAGCAUGCUGACCACAUCGUGCUCUAUCGAGCCACGGCAUUUGCGACGAUGUUUCUAUUGCUUCCUUGGGUAAGCACUGGCUACAUCGGAGCGCGCAAGGAGUUGCGUAUUCCAAUGAUCGCAUUUUUGCUCUUGUCGAUUCUCUAUUUGGCCGCUUGGAGCUUAAUGUUUUUGGCCAAUACCUUCCGUUGGGAGUUCUGGAGCUGGCGUUUCUUCAGCUUAAUGGCGACUUUUUCAGUAGCCUUGACUGUCUUGGCAUUCAUUCUGGGCAUCGUCUGUUGUCUCAACUUCGGGAAAGGUCUUCUUCGCUAUCUCAACGCUCAGGAACCUCUUCCUGGUGACGAUUUCACUCCCGUAAAUUAUGGUUCAGACCCAGAGAAGGUCGAAUUCCCCUCAAACCAACAACCCAUCCCGACGUUCUCUGCCGCCUUUGGGAAAGGGAACGAAGUUCCAGUUCCCAACCAGAUGUUCCCGUCGCAAAUGGGUCCUAGAUUCUUCAGGUCUACAGAACCAUUCGAUUCGCGAAGUGUCUCGCCUAUCACAACUCCUUCAAUGGCAUAUACACGUUCUUCCAAUAUGCAAGGGAAAAGGUGGAUCAUUGAGUAG